This is a messenger RNA of Acanthopagrus latus (yellowfin seabream), 7109 nucleotides long. RefSeq names its product pyridoxal kinase-like. The record is from RefSeq and is a predicted model, not a curated record. Gene Ontology annotation, biological process: pyridoxal 5'-phosphate salvage. Gene Ontology annotation, cellular component: cytosol. Bases 766 to 1689 code for a protein of 307 amino acids. The transcript is spliced from 11 exons. Gene Ontology annotation, molecular function: pyridoxal kinase activity. NCBI's taxonomy places the organism in Eukaryota, Metazoa, Chordata, Actinopteri, Spariformes, Sparidae.
GCGUUUUUUGUGGAUUUAUCAUUUGAUUUUGCGAGGAAUACACACAGAUGAGUGAUCUGUUAAUGUGAAAUAUAUUCUAAAUUAAUUCGGCUGUGUAAAGUGGAGUGAUAGGAUCGAUUAGAGUAGAAUAAAAUAGGUGGAAGCUGUCAUUCAGAGUCAUUCAAUCCCAGCUGUGUUGAUCAUCAUUAGAAUGCGCUCAGUGGCCCUGCGGUGACGUCAUCCGGUUUAGGCGGUCACUCAGAUUGCCUGCGUAGAAUACGUGCGUGCGUGCGAGUGUCUGCGUUUGUGCGAGUGUAUGAGUGUGUGUGUGUGAGUGUGUGUGUGUGUGUUGUCCUUCAGUGUAGCUGCACGUGACCCCUCGGCUGUCUGGUCAGCUCGUGACACACUUGUGUGUAAUUCAAACGCUAACAACAGCGUAAACACCUGCUUCGUACGCCAGAUUCACGCUCAUUUGCGUGCGUGUGUCCCCGCAUGUCUGUGCGUGGGGCCACUCUCUCUUUCUCUCUCUCUCUCGCUCUCUCUCUCUCUCUCGCGCCCCCAUCAUCACACACACUGACAUCAACCACAACACACACACAGACACACCGCCAUCCUGCGUGUGCCGCACGGCUGGUUAGCUAGCUAGCUAACGUCGCUCCUCCUCAUUGACUGGCAGCGCUGUUGUGCCUGGAUCCAGUUGUUUUCUGUGUUGUUAUGUGUUGGCGUUUGUUCCGGUUGAAGUAACGGAUUAUCCUGCACCCCCUCCUCGGCUGACCGGGAGCCGCCAUGGAAUGCCGCGUGCUGUCCAUACAGAGCCAUGUAGUCCGGGGAUAUGUGGGCAACAAGAGCGCCUCUUUCCCAUUACAGGUUUUAGGGUUUGAGGUGGACUCCAUCAACUCUGUCCAGUUCUCCAACCAUACAGGUUACUCCCAUUGGAAAGGCCAGGUGUUGACAGCAGAUGAGCUCCAUGUUCUUUAUGAGGGGAUCAAAUUGAACAACGUGCACCAGUAUGACUAUGUUUUAACAGGGUACACCAGAGACACGUCCUUCUUGGAGAUGGUCGUGGACAUUGUUCAGGAGCUAAAGAGAGCCAACCCCAACCUGGUGUAUGUGUGUGACCCCGUCCUCGGUGAUCACGGAUCUAUGUACGUCCCUCAGAAUCUUUACCCGGUCUACAAGAACAAGGUGGUUCCUGUUGCCGACAUCAUAACUCCCAACCAGUUUGAGGCUGAAUUAUUGACGGGGAAAAACAUCAGCACAGAGAAAGAUGCUGUGGAGGUGAUGGACCUCCUCCAUGCUAUGGGCCCAGACACAGUGGUCAUCACCUCCUCUGAUCUGCCCUCCAGACUGGGAGACCGCUUCCUCGUGUCGCUGGGCAGUCAGCGCCAUGUUCGUCCCGACGGCAGCAGGACGACACAGAGAGUUCGAAUAGAAGUUCCCAAAGUGGACGCCGUCUUCGUAGGAACUGGAGACUUGUUUGCUGCUAUGCUGCUAGCGUGGACACACCACUACCCCAACGACCUAAAGACGGCCUGUGAGAAGACUUUUUCAGUGAUGCAUCAUGUUAUCCAGAGGACCAUUUCGUACGCUCACGAGUUAGCAGGACCCGGUCGGAGGCCCAGUCCGCCCCAGCUGGAGCUGCGGAUGGUUCAAAGUAAAGCAGACAUAGAGGACCCUGCUAUAGUUACGGAGGCUACAGUCAUAUCCUAACACUACCGACCCAUAAGACUCAUACUAACCGUGUCCUCUUCACCCAUAAAUCUCUCAAAUCCUGUAUCUCAGUAAAAUCUCUCAUCACUGUAAACCUUGACAACUCAUCAUCCAGACUCCUGAAACCUCUUAGUAUUGUAACCCCUUUAGUCCUUUUACCCAGAACCCUUUAACCCUUCAAGUCCUCAGUGUCCUAACCCCCUGAAACAGAACCUUUAACCCGAAACUCCUGCGCCCUUUUUCCCCCAGAAAACCUGUUUGGAAACCAGAGCCAUAGAUAAACAGUCAGUUCAUGUUGGACUGUGGCGGCUUCUUGCUGCUGCGUUUUUCCUGACAGAGUGUGUGAGCAGAAAGCGAGUGUCCAAGAUUGCUCUGAUACAACAAAACCACAAGCACAAUGCAAAAAAUUACAAAUAUAACGGUUAAAAAAAGACUAAAUAUCAAGGUGAUGAGGUCGGUAGGAAGCCGCUUCAAAGGUUCAGUCAUCUACAAAACAGAGAACAUUUUUCAGAUCUGUUAAAGUCAGAUUUGGACAUAAGUGACUGAGCCUGGGGCUGGUUUUGUCCUUGGAGUAAAACUACGACUUGUUAUUUAGGAUUUUUCUUUUGUAUAAUUUUGGGAUUGAAAAAUGACACUAAAGCCCCGUCUGUACCAGACUACUGUUACAGGGAACUUCAAGUCUUGUAGAGGUGACCAGCUGAUGUUUGUGGGACAUGCACAGUCUGUAUUUUACUCAUAUUUUCUGACAUUAUCCCCUGAAUAUGAUGUCAAGGCUCUGUGUAACUCCAGAGGUCUGUGCUUCAGCAGCCACAUUAAUAAUAUAGUUUGGAGUUGUUUGUGUGUGUCGCAGGCAUAAAUACACAUUCGCGGCUCAUUUGGAUCAACUCAAAGAUGGUUUGUGGCUGAACUGUCAUCACUUUAAAAACGUCAGUGUAACCAAACUCACAGCUGUUUAAACACACAGGAUUAAGAUUACAGAUGUCCUCCAUCCUGAAUAUUCUCCCAAACUCUACCUCCAAACUAUUAAACAUGAACUCACCUGCUUUAUAACUAUUACUCUGUCACUGCCACUCAGCUCACAUCCUCUGUUGGUCCUCUACACCAGUUGCCAAGUCGCAGGAUUGCAGCUCACACUGGUGGAACUGGGAGACCACGAUGAUCGAACACUGUUUAUCUACGGCUCUGCCCAUCACUAUUCCAACCCCCUCCCCGUCUUACAGCAGUGAUGUAAUGGUGACCAAGUCUAACCCCUGACACCCCUUGAAAAUAUAACAAAGGAAAAAAAAAAACGCACAAUGUAUAGUUGAUGUAUAGAUGUUGUACUAUAACUGUAUUGGACCAUCUGUAUGAUAUCUUCUAUCUGAUCUGUCUCUUGGACCAUUGUGUUGAUGCUACUGUACUAUAGACCACACUACCGCACUACAAUAUCACCGAAACCAGAGACAUCUGGGCUGGUUCUGGCACUCCCGGAGGCUGCAGCGGCUCCAGUCGUUGUCACUUGUUAGUUAUAGGUAACUGUCUGAUAUUCAUAGUGUAUAGUUAAACCUCCUUCAUCUCAACAAAAAGAAAAAUGGACAAACGGAGCCGUCUGCGCUGCCCCGCCGCCGGUUUUUACCAACCAAUCAGAAAUUGGCUACCUCGGUGCCAGAACCAACCCACAUCCUGCCGGGCGGUUCCCGGCCCAGCUCUGGCCCAGAACCCUAUAUCUGAGAGUUGUGCCACUGAAUUUACUGGAGGCCUCGAGAAAGUUGUGAAAAGAAGCGGGAGACUUCGGCCUCACGUCACGUCCAGAAGCAGCUCUGUACAUGUUUGUUGUUAGAAAAAUGUGUUUUUGGUUCACUUCACACUCCACUGUGGUCCGACAACAGACACGACGUCAGCAGGUCCCGUUUUAACACGAUGGGAAACGUUUUUUAAGUUAAAUAAGAGUUCAGAAAUCUGAACUACUAACUCAGUAAACUGACGGCUGAUGCAAAGCACAGAUGAAUCUGUGAUAUAACUUGUUUUUAACAAACUAAUCUAUUUUCUUUUCAAAUGAUUGUUUUGUCUUUUUUAAAUAAAAGAAUAAUAAUAACUACGUCCUAGAACCUGAAGUUACUUCUUCAUAUUGCGCAUUUUCCCAACAAAUAGUCCCCAAAACCCAAAGACAUUCAAUUUACAGGGAUGCAAAGCAGAAUAGACUCACAUUUAAGAAGCUGGAACCAACAAAUAUUUGACAUUUUUGCUUGAUAACGACUGAACAAUUAAAAUGUCGACCUAACUAACUAGUUGGCUUCUCAAGCUUGCCACCUUGCUACGAUAAAUGAGUCUAUGCAUUCUUUGGGUUGAUGUGUCAGGCUUUACAACAUCUGUUGUUCACAGUGGAGUGUGAUAGCAGGGGGGUGACGAGAAAUAUGCGACUGUGGUCCUGAGCCGGUUUCAAACCAGUGAUGUCGCGAGAACUUGGCAUGUGCCUUAUGUGCCCCGCUGAGCUACCAGGGCGCCACAACAGACGAGCUUUCAGAGAGAUUUUAACGUUUUUUAAGUUGCAUCAGAAUCUUUCUCCCCCUCGUUGCUUCCUGAUGUGAAUGUUUGGUUAUCGUGUAACAACAGGAAACAACAACAACACACCAGUUUGGAAAAAAGGAAACCAAAUAACCGGAGGCUUAAAAAAAAAGAAAUGGAAAAUAGAAAAUCCAGACGCCUUCAGUGUCCCACCUGAGCUGGAUGUAAGGUUCUGGGCAGACCAGUGUAAUUCUGUACUGCUGUUGUUUCUCUAUGGACUGUACUGUGAUACUGCCUUAGGAACCUAACAUAACUCCACAAUACUGCUCACUGAGGGAGAGGGGGAGAGAAGGGAGGAGGGGGAGGGACGUAAAACAUGACAUGUCUUAAAUGUUGGUACUUCUGACUGCAACCUUCUGUUCGACAGUGCGCCUGAAAUGAGGAAGAGAUGCAAAUGCUUCAAUGUUCUGUUUUUAUUAGGGCUGCAAGUAAUGAUUUCAUUCUCUUUAUAGUUGUUUGGUCCCAAAAAUGACAGAAAAUUGUGAAAACCUGAACAUAUUCAAUUUGUUAAAAAAAAACGCAGCAAAUCUUCGCUUUCCAGACCCUGGAACCAGAUAUGUUUUAAGCAAUUUUGAUUGAUAAAUGAUUUUAUUUUCUGUCAAACGACUGAUUGAUUUCUCGUUUGAGCCCUAAAAUGUUGUUUUCUUCAAAGACUAGAGACUCAGAGUUUAUCUGAAAACACCUCUUGGACUAACAGUGGAGGGAAAAACAGUCUCAAUUUAAAAAAAACUGCAAUAGUUGAUAUUGAUUUUUGUACCAGUGCAGUUGUAUUGUGCCACUGUAGCACUGAUUGUCAUAUCAAUAACAGACUGCUGUGUCUGUGCGCUCGGCCAAUCAGCUGAGAUCUGCUAUAAUCAACACGUGCACUAUCCAAUCCUCUGCUUCCUGUUAACAAACCAGUCAGCCGUAUUAUUGGGUCAAAAUGUGUCUAUCUGUUGUGUACGUGCGUGUUGUGUGUGUGUGUGAGCGAGUGUGUGUACAUGUGUAUAUAAAUGUCCUUUAUGGUCACAGGGUUUUCUGUGUGUGUGUGAGUGUGUGUGUGUGUGACAUGUGAGAGGAAAUCCCUGAAAAGUAAAACUAACAACAAACGUCGGGGGGACGAGAGAGGAGGAGGGUCAGGAUAGUGUGCUGGAGGAGAGGAGGGGAGGGGAGGUGUGUUCAAGAGGACAAUCAUUCCGUUACGUUACUCAGUGUUUGGCGUCUCCCUGUUCCCGAAUCUGCAAAACAAAACAGGAUUUUUAAUUUUUUUUCCCCUGUUGCCUCACAUCCCCUCUUUGCCACAUUCAGUGUUUUGUUCCUCGAGCUUGUCCACUCGCCUCCCUGCAGUGCCGUGACUGUGAAGCUAGUUUAGAAACCUGUGUGUGCGUGUGUGUGCGUGCGUGCGUGUGUGCGUGCGUGUGUGUGUGUGUGUGUGUGUGUGGUUGUACUGUGCCCUGAUUUCCUGAUAUCUCUCUGCUAGACUGUCACUUCUGUCUCCAGCUGGUCUCUAUCUCCACUUUGCUUGCUGUGUCUUCUGUGAUACAACCAAACGUCGCUGCACUCUUGUUUGGGGAAAAAAAAAAAGAAAGAAAAAAGCUGCUACUCGCCCUGUUGGUUUGUUUAACUACAUCCCAUUCCUCUGCUGGACAUCUGGAUUGAGUUGCACCAGCUCUUUGUGAAUCUUUCACAGCGUGUGAUUUACCACAAUUGAGUUGCAAAACGUCUCAACUAGUAGGAAUGUGGAAAUUGGUUGGCAAUCAAAAGCAUUUAACCAUUAAAUCAGGAAUUUACUGUGCAGAAUGAGCUUUAACAUAACAAAAAAAUACAAUUUCAAGAGGCCAUCAAUCAUUUAGUGCAGGAUUAAUUUAGUUUUGCAGUUUAAAGUCACAUUAAAUAAUAACUAAUGAUGUUAACUUUAAAAACACUUAAUUGUGCCAUCAGGUAACUAGUUCAGUUAGCUAACAGUGUGUAACUGUUGCACCUGGCAGUUACUGGGUGUAUAAAAUUUAGUACCAAUGAAUAUUAUUUAGGUCUGUCCUGUUUUUAGUCGUCUGUACUUACAAACAGCUGGUGCAACAAUCCAAGGGUCACUUACAAACUACUGAACAUGGUUGCCUUUGGGCCCGAUCACCCAGGAUGGCACGCUGCACACUCUCUUUAUGCUAGACACAAACAAAAAAAAUCCCAAAAUACUGGUUGUUAAUGUUUGUUUCAGCAGUUGUUGACGUGUGAAACGAAACCCUUUAACUGUCACAUUCAGCAACAACAACUCCUGGGAGGAUCAGGCUAAAUAUUCAGCUUCCUACGUCAGACACACAGGGAGCAUUUAAUCGGUUUGUGUGAGAUUGUGGCCUGAGAACAACAACCUUUGAUUAAAUGUUCCUCAGCCCAGCAAGUGAAAACAGUGAGCGCCGUCCUGUGUGAUCCGGCCCUUCACCUUUCUGUUCGUCCAUCAUUUAGAUAUUUCCCAUCUGGCUUUGUUUGAUUCUCCUCACAUGUCCGUCGCCUCCUCUCUGUACCUUGUUGUGAUAGACCCCCCGUCUCCUCUUCCCCCGUACGUUUGGUUAGAAAAUGGCCGCCACAAAAAAGAAAAACAAAACAAAACACAACGGCCCUGAUCGAUCGUGUCCCACCGUGGUCCCCUCCUCUCCUGAUCCGACAGUUUCAUCUCCGCCAUCUUGUUAUUCUGUUCUUGGUGGCCAAAACAAAACGAGGAAAUGUAAUAAUCAUUGUUUGGUAACUGUUUUUAGUGCUAUGUUUUUGGAGCGUUACGAGUAUUUUCUAACAUGUUACAAUAAAAGAUUGUAGUGUACAAAUUCACAUUUAUAAAAUAUAUAUAUAGAUAUAUAUGAGAAAUGUAUGUUCUAAUGCAAUAAAGAGAGAUUAAGAAUUAUGAA